AUGAAGAAGGGGAGUCAGGAAUAUCACCGCAGAAGAUGGACUCUGAAGUCUAUAAACCUGAGCGAGUUCCAAGAGAAAGGCCCAUUAGUUAUGCAAGCGAGAAUGAAAGGCAAAAUAAAACAUGCACUCGACGACGACAAGUCGUUUAGUUUGAAAGAGAUUCAAUUUCAUCCGCAAUACAACGAGAUCUGCAUUAUUGGAUCUGAUAUCGAACAACUUGAGGGUAUGUCACAGAUGUCUGUGCUCUCAGGAGAGAAGUCUGCAGAGGCUACAAAGAUUCCAAAGGGCGCCAGGAAAGGCGCUUACCCUACAAUGUCAACAGAGAUGAAGAGACAAGAAGCAGAAGCAGCAGCUAGAGAAGCUCAACGUGUGCGGGAAAAUGAACGCCGAAUAGCUGAGAGUGCCAUCCGUCGCCGUGCUCGAGAGCAUGCAGCAGCAGCAGCUGCUGCUGCUGCAGCCGCCGCUUCUGCAUCGCAAACACCGAGUGACAGAAGCAGGCAAGAAACUUCUAGCCCGAGCCCUGACGUACUCUCACAAAAAUCACAGAAAUCCAUUUCUAGAGGCUUGCCGGCCAUCGAUAAAACGCAGCAUAGUCAGAAAAGUGUUUCCAAGAGAGCGAGGAGUAGGCAUGACACACUGCAGAAACCUCCAGCUCCCCCUUACUAUCUGCCACGAUCUUCAUUAGAUGACCACAAAAGGGUGCGUGCUCCUGUAGCGCCAAGAAAAAGACCGUCUAAUGAUGGCAGACACCCUGACGCUCUUGGAGCAAGUAAAAUAAAGUCUAAUCCAUCAAGUUUGUCCCAACGCGCGACGGAUGACAGCCGGUCAGAGCAAAAGACGCCCUCCACAAAAUCUGAUGUUCCCUCCACACAUUCUACAAAGUCUGAAGCGAGACUGGGAUCCGGUCCGCCUUCUACUAAAUCUGAAGUGAAGCUGGAUUCUGGUCCACCUUCCAAAUCUGAAGUGAAGCAGCGGUCUGAUCAACGUACACGACGAGGUCGACAGGAGAAGUUCUGA
This is a messenger RNA of Cooperia oncophora, 1017 nucleotides long. The record is from the annotation of a GenBank genome assembly. NCBI's taxonomy places the organism in Eukaryota, Metazoa, Nematoda, Chromadorea, Rhabditida, Trichostrongylidae.